Molecule: messenger RNA, 2961 nt
Organism: Jaculus jaculus (lesser Egyptian jerboa)
Lineage: Eukaryota; Metazoa; Chordata; Mammalia; Rodentia; Dipodidae
Gene: Znf500
Product: zinc finger protein 500
Exons: 7
Coding region: 258-1736 (492 amino acids)
Biological process (GO): regulation of transcription by RNA polymerase II
Molecular function (GO): RNA polymerase II cis-regulatory region sequence-specific DNA binding; DNA-binding transcription factor activity, RNA polymerase II-specific
Source: RefSeq, a predicted model, not a curated record
CUCCGCGCUUCGGCCGCCGUGCAGGCCUUUGGUCCAGGGAGACCUCAAACCCUCCACUCCCGCAGCGUUGCUGCUUCCUUUAUCUGGCCUACCUCAGUCCACCCUUUGCCUUUGACGAGAGUGUGGAACCUGUGGAAUCACGCAGGCCCUACAGAUGCGAGCCCUGAAAAGCAUCUUUUCCAGUUCACUGGCUAGAGGUGUAAGGAAAGGCGGGCUUAACUUCAAGGCCUGGGAAGGAAUAAGGUCCACCAGAAACCAUGGCGACUGCCUCUGGCUUCCAGCCUCCAUCACCCCUGGAACAGGACUUGGAACAGGACGAAAUUCUGAUUGUGAAGGUGGAAGAGGAUUUCCACUGGGAAGAUGAGUCCUCCCUGGAGACAGAAGAGGCCAGCCCAGAGACCUUCCGCCAACUCUUCCGGCUCUUCUGCUACCAGGAGGUGGAGGGUCCCCGGGAAGCCCUGAGCCGACUCUGGGAGCUCUGCUGCCGCUGGCUGCGGCCUGAGCUGCGCACCAAGGAGCAGAUCCUGGAGCUGCUGGUGCUGGAGCAGUUCCUGAGCGUGCUGCCGGGGGAGAUCCAGGCCCGGGUGCGGGGACAGCAGCCCAAGAGCGGUGAGGAGGCCGUGGCCCUCGUGGAAGGGCUGCAGCGGGAGCCCAGGAAACAGAGGCAGCGGGUGAGGUGGGGGCAUGUUGGCCCUGAGGAUUCAGAGGUGCUCUAUGCUGAUGUGGUGCCUCUCGAGACCGAGGGACAGCCCUCCAAGUCCCAGCCGAAGGCUCAUUCCCUGGAGGAAGGGGCCGGAUGCUCCAGCCAGCGGCUCCAAGUCCAGCAGCACCACAGACCCAAGAGGGGCAUGCUUGGCCCCCAGGAUCAGGAGACGGUGUCACCAUCCGCAACGGUGACCUCAUCUUUCCUGUCCCAGCAGGUGCCAGUGACCUUCAAGGACAUGGCCGAGUACCUUUCCAGGGAGAAGCAAGGAUGCCAGCACCCUAGUCAACAGGACCAAAGCUGGGCCGUUUUUCCUGAGAACCAGGGACUUGGUAUCAAGCUGGAGGAUGGUGGCCACAAUGGGGAGGACAUGCCAUUGAGGACUGAGUGGUACCGGGUUCUAUCAGCACGGUGUGGGGGGACAACCCCCAACAUGGGAUCAGCCAGGCCUGAGCAGCUUCCAGGAUGCCCCCCAACAAAAAAAGCACCCCAGGAGGCUGACAAGCGGCACAGGUGCCCCACCUGUGGCAAAGGCUUCAGUAAGACAUCCCAUUUGACCAAGCACCAGCGCACACACACUGGCGAGAGGCCCUACAAGUGUCCUGUCUGUGGGAAGGGUUUCAGUGACCGCUCUAACUUCAGCACACACCAAAGGGUGCACACAGGUGAGAAGCCCUACCCCUGUCCCGAGUGUGGGAAGCGCUUUAGCCAGAGCUCCAGCCUGGUCAUCCACCGCCGGACGCACACUGGGGAGCGGCCAUACGCGUGCACCCAGUGUGGUAAGACCUUCAGCAACAGCUCCCACUUCAGCGCCCACCGCAAGACUCACACAGGCCAGCAGCCCUACAUGUGCACGGCCUGUGGCAGGGGCUUCCGCCGCGGUCCUGACCUCCACAAACACCAGCGGACCCAUGCUGGCCAUGGUGCUCUGCCAGGGCAGCAGAGCCCCAGGGUGCAGGCCCGGAGCCUGACCACUACGCAUGGUGCUCUCCAUCGCCAGGACCCUUUCCAGAACUCCCAGUCCCCAGUAUAGCAAUCCUGAUCCAAAAGCCACCUUUGUGCACCCUAAGGACACUGGAGGGGCCCUAAGGGUGUUCCAGCUAAGGAGAAAGGCAGGUGCUGAGCAUAGAACAGGGGCUGAAUGUGUCCUCAGCGUUUGAGCAGGGCACCCAUAGCCAGCAGCUUCUAGGAAAUCCAUGGUCAAGGUGUUGGAAGUGUGUGUGUGUGUGUGUCUCUCUCUCUGCAAGGCCUGGCAGAAAAUCCAUGUUGGUCUCUUCCAGAUGCAGGUGGCUAGCUGGGCAUGGUGGCACACGCCUUUAAUCCUAGCACUUGGGAGGCAGAGUUAGGAGGAUUGCUGUGACUUCAAGGCCGUUCUGAAGACUACACAGUGAAUUCCAGGUCAGCUUGGACUAGAGGGAGACUCUACCUCAGAAAAGCAAAGAACAAAACAAACAGAUGCAGGUGGCUGCUGGUGCUCUUUGGGUGGAGCCUUGGUGCUCCCUUCUCAGCCUUCUCCCCUGCACAGGGCUCCAUCUCUCUGCCUGUCUGUCUGUCCUCUGAGGACACCAGUGUGGGUUAGGGCCCUCACCUCCAUACACUGUGACUUCAUUGUAGCGAGUCAAAACCAUGAAUACCUCUUUUCAAAUAAGGUCCUUCUUAGGUUCAGGUGAGUGUGAAUUUGGGGCACCCCCUGCAGUGUGCGUGCUUGCCCUAGGGUCUUACCACGGGCAAGGCCUGCUUGCUGGCCAGCAACACCUCCUUGGCAGACUUCAUUGAAGGAGCAUGAAGGGUUUGUUCUGGUGUCAGUAGGGACUAGGCUGGGUCUGCGUCCCUUUUGCAGGUUCACAGCUACUUUGUAGAAAGGGGGUGGUGCAUGAGAUCAGAACGUGUCACUUCCCUGAUGUCCUGUUCUGAGGAAGCCUAGGGAAUGGAGCCUGCACUGUCCUGGAGCAGGGCGCCCGGGCUACCUUUGCUUCCAUCUUUCCAGGCUCCAUACGCCCGCUCUGCUGAGUGGCUGAGGGCUGAAGUAGAUGCCUUGGCAGUGUUGGCUGUCCCUGAGUCAUGGGGCAGCUGUUGAAGUGGGAUGCUCAUGCAGGCACUAUGACUGUUCCUCAUGGCUGCAUGGACUUGACUUCCCACGAGCCCAGUUGCUCCAUUCUUGUUUUGUUGCCCAGAUGUGCAUCUUUUCACACUUUUGUGUUCCAGCGUUCAUGACCUGCUUUCUUUGCUUCCAUAAUAAAUGUCAGUCCUUGUCCUGA